AGCAACGCAAACAGCAAAUUGUUUCGCUUGGAAUCGCGAGCAAAGAGGGUCGAUCGUUCGCUGCGUACAACGUCGUCGCCUCGCUACGAUUCAUAUACAAAUCUAAAUAUGUUUUUUUAAUUGAAUACAACGAGCAAGUAGCAGCUGCAGCAAAAUGCUAUAACGGAACCGGGCAAAAGCGGGCAGUUUACGGUACAAAUAGACAAGAAAACGACCAGAACGCUAACCAAAUGAAUUUUGUGUAAAUUUACUUCGGAUUUUGUGGAAAAAUUAUCUUAUUAGCUGGUAAUGUUGGUUGGUCGACAGUCAAGCUAGCAACGUUCCCAAAUUGCAUAACACCUAUUGUGUAUAUGAAACAAGUAUGUGCGUAAGUGUUAGUGAGUGUUUGUGAGAUGGUAUAUUGUCGCAGCAGAGGUGGUGGAAUUAUAAAAGGCAGCAAAGCUCGCAAGUUGAGUUCAACAACGAGCAGGCCAAAAGCAAGCAGAGGGGAAUCGCAUUGAAAAUUAGGGGAGAGGCAGGAGACCCAACAAAUAAGUGAGAGGAAGGUCGAUGUUGAAAUCCGUCCACAAAAUAAAAACAAAAAACACGAACGCAGAGGUGUACCAUUACGGUCAUUCUCGUACUAUCUUGAAAAGUAGUAAUACAAUAGUAUUAGUUAUUAAAAGAAAUCGAGAAGGGGACAUUAAAAAGCCACAACCGCAGCUACGAAAACAUGUAAACAAUUCUAUAUAGUAUAUCUACAAUAAUUUGUCUUUGCCGAUUCGUUUUUUAUAUAAACUAACCACCUAACCUAUCCCUCACAUCAUUCAUUAAUAUAUCUAUCGCAUAUUAUCUCAGUGAGUCAAUAGUUAGUCCCACCGGCAUAAAUGGCGAGUUAUAGCUAAAUACAUAAAUCAACACACUAUAUAGAGUAACAAUAAUAUUAAUUGGUACAAAAAACAAUGCUACAAUAAAAGCGCUAACAAGGCACAGUAGCUUUGAAUUAGUAAGCAGGAAAAAAAGCAAUAAAAACAGGCAGUUCCAUAGGGCGGCAAUGUAAAAUAAUAGCAUAGCACCUUCAACAAGGCACAAGCAUCAAAUUGACGUCCAAAACAAAGCUAAUUUGUACAACAAAAACAAUUAAAUAAACAACGCCGUCGAAUUUAUUCACCACCUUAGCAUACCACAUUACAGUUGACGUUGUUGCCAUUGCAGCUACUACACUUUGCUGCUCAAGCAGAAAGUCACACAGGGUAUAGUGCAGCGCUGCUCAUCCAAAAGAAUUGUUAACUGGAGAGCGGUAUAGGAUGCUUGCGCUUUUGGCAAUAGUUCAGGAUCCAACUUCGUAAAUAGCCUUAAAGCAAAUAAAUAAAUUAAAUGAAGAUUUCUGCAAAGCAGAUACAGGAUAUACUCGUAUAAAAUUUAGUCAAAUUAGAUUUAACAACGUAACCCAUCAGUAUUGUAUUAAUCAACUCAGCGACCGUGGGAGUGAGAAAGAUAGAAAGUGUUGUGACGCGAACUAUUACUAGCAAGUGUGUGCGUGAGAGUGAACGAGAUUGCGAGUGUGGUGAAGAACUGGACGACAGGAAAAAAGCGACGAUAUUGAACGAGUGAGCAGGUGCGUAGCAUUCAGUCGUGCUUUUGCAGUAUCAGCGUACUCGUUCGUAUGUAUGCAUGAAGUGGUGUAUUGUUGGCAGAGAACUGAAGUGGAGUGAGCCGAGUCGCGUGAGUGAGCGCUGUUCGCGGUUUGCCUGACUGCUUGUGUGCCUGUCGCUAAACAGAGUCAACCAACAACAUCAUCGGUCCGAUAGUAGAGGAACACAGCGAAGCGACAUUCAUAUUCAUCGGUCGAAUCGUUCGGGAUAUGGCCGUGUUCUUAAUAAACAUCUGUAAAUUUAAUGGCUGCGGCAUCACAUUUCCAAGUUUAGGCGAUUUAAUACAACACAUUGAGGACACACAUAUCGACUAUGAUCCUAAAGUGGUCGAACAGAAAGAGCAGGCGCAGCCUGCAUGUUUGCCGCUGAGCUAUGUGUUGCGUUUCAUAUCGGAAGAUGCCCGUAAGGAGAGCCCAUUCCUCUCCGCCAAUACGACGGGCGUUGAACUCAAACGGAAGUUGGCGAUCAAACAUCACAGUUACAGUAUGUCGUCGUCAAAUCGCAGCAAUACACCUACUGGCAGUGAGAUGGACGAUGAUGAAAUGGUUGUCUCGGAGUCAGAGGACAGCAACGAUUCUUGGACAACUGAGGAGUUCAGUUCUGAGUUCAUAAUGCGUUAUGGGAGCAGGCAUUCCGGUACCGGCAGCAAUGGGACACCGGGCAAUGAGAAGCCGUUUGCGUGUCCUGUGCCUGGUUGUAAAAAGCGUUACAAGAAUGUCAACGGUAUCAAGUAUCACUCAAAGAAUGGCCACAAAAAGGACGGAAAGGUUCGCAAAGGCUACAAAUGCCAUUGUGGCAAGAGCUACAAAACUGCUCAAGGCCUGAAGAAUCACGCACUAGUUGCACAUAAUUCCUCGCCGGAGAGCGUUUUAAGCACGCAACAUGUGGCUAAUAUGACUGCUACUAGUAAUGGUUCCAGCGUUAACGUGGGCGCAGGCAUAAUUCUGCAACGUAGUAGUUCGCCCUCACAAUCGUUGGGCUCCCUCAGUCCAUCCAGCAUCAGCAACAUGUCGAGUAGUGCCAGUAGCUGUCAUGGCAGCGCCAGCAGCAAUACUCAUAAUGGCAAUGGCAACACUGCUGGUAACAAUAACGGUGGCAGCAACACAACCACAUCCGCCGUCACCAACAAUGUGUUGCAGCAGUUGACUAAUGGUACACUUGGCAAUGGUAGUCCCAAUGUCGUUGCCACCACAAAUGGUGUUGGACUCAGUUUGCAUCAUCAUCAACAUCACACACAGCAGCAGCAGCAACAUCAGUUUAGCAAUCAGCAGCAGCAGCAGCAGCAACCACAAUUACAUAGCAUUGGAUCGACCGUAGCAGCUACAUCAGAACAGAUAAAUGCAAACACCUCCGCCUGCAUGCCUUUCAAUGGGCACCUACUCGCUGCUGCUGCGCCGAUCACCAAUGCCAACAACAUGAGUGUCUGUCCUAACGUCAAUGCCGUACUUGCAGCUGCAAACAAUCGUGCAUCGGCCGCAGUUAUCGGUGUUCCUCCAGUAGCCACAGUGGCGGUCAGCGUUAAUGGCAUUCCAAUGAAUACUACAAGUGGUGCCAAUAACUAUAACAAUACGCAAAUAUUUAAUAACCCGCCCAUUAUUUCACCCACUUUCAUCGAACACAAGUACUCGGCAAAUACUUUCAAAGAGAAAUUUUUGGCCAAUCUGCGUGCCAAUCAUAGUGGCGCACACAAAUCAAGUAAUAGCAUUAACAACAACAAACAUUCAACUAACAAUAGUAGUUCUGCCACUAAUAACAACAAUAAUAAUGUGACCAGUAGCGUGAAUGCAAACGUUAUUGGAAAUGAUGGUGGAACCAAUGGCUUGGUGGGCAAUCACACGACCAGCGUCUCUACAAUGGGCGCUUCUGUCGGUAUUGAUGACUUGUGUUCUAUACAACAGCAAUUGAGUGAAAACUAUAACAAAAACACAUUGUACCAGAAGACAAUAAAUUGAUCGCAUACACUUUCAAGUUGAUGAAGUUGUGGAACAACUGUAUUUAUGUAAACAAUGCGUUGAAUCUUUGGCUGUGACUAGGACGGCGAAGAUUACAAGAAGUCAGAGCGGGAAAGCGGGGAUUUGCAACAAGCAAAGAAACAGUAAUGGAAAAGAGUUAAAGGGAGGUUGAAAAGAAACAUAGAUUUGUUUGCGAUUCGUUUUGCAAGAUCUACGUUGCAGUUACUAUGAUGCUUCUGAUGGCUUUGCGGUAAAGCGGUUAGAAAUGUUCAAUUGAGUGGAGGCUGGCGCUGUUCUCAAUUCUGCACAUUUUAUGUAUUCACUUCAAAUGAUUUGUUAUUUAAUUAUUUCAUGUUUCACGAAUUGUUUCUCCUUUAAACACAAUUUAUACACCUUGAAUUAACAAAAAUUGCAUACGAUUUAUUCUUUAGAUACGAAAUUUGCUUAAACAUACAUUUGUAUACCAUAUUAAUUUCAUGAGAAUUCGGAUGUACCUGUGUGCUUUGCUUUUGUAAUGCAAAUACUGCAAUAUAAACGAAUUAGUUCAUAUUUGUAAACCAAAUCUUGUUUAUUUCUCUAUUAUUUAAUAUUAUAUUAUAUCAUUCGUCAGCAACAUUUUAGUUUACUGUGAAUACGGAAAUUGCCACAAUUCUUAUAGCUAAACCAGCUUUAAUUGAAAGAGGCGUACGGAAUUUUUUGAAUACCUGAAAAAAAACACUAGAUAGCCAGAAGAGCUCAAAAUAUAUAUACUUGUAUGUACACAGCCUGCGACAAAUGAUAGCACAUCAACGUUUUGAACAGUUUUGACUAUUUUGCUCUUUUUGCUUUUGAUUGAUCAUUGUUGUUUUUGUAAAAGUAUAGCUCAUUAUCUGGCAAAACCAAUAUUAUAAUAGAAAACAUGUUUUGGAGAAAAUCCGCAAUGCUUUCAUGGAAAAACAUUAACUUCAAAACUGUGCUUCAUUUUACCAAAAUUAAUAAGCUCUAAUAUUGCGUACCAAAAAUCUCCCCAGAAAUUCUAAUUAAAAACCGUGGAAUUGGAAUGAAUUAUACCUAAAUGCAUAAUUUUUCUAGUUUCGUAUAAAAUUGAAUUUGAAACAUUAAAAACAAAACUGCUGAAAAUGUUUACGUGCCAUCCUUUGUCGCUGGAUGUGCAUAGUUAUUGUGCAUUACCUACAACCAAGUUUUCCUAGAAAACCAUUUAAAGAAUUUUUGGCAGGUGAAAAAUGGUAUUGAAGCAAAUUCAACGGCAGUAAAAUAACUUACUUAAAUUUUUAGUAUGCAUAAGUAUGUGUGUGAGGCAUUAAAGCAUAUUUGCAUUCAUACACAGGAAUAUACAAAAUUCAUGGUUUGGUUGUGAUGUCUGAUGCCACUAGUAAAAAAAUGUUUCCUUAAUAUCUUGCUUUUGGUAUAAAAAAAAGAAAAAUGACGCAACCAAAAGCAGUAGAGUACAUUUUUUGAAACAGUUAAAGAAAGGAGACAAAGUUGGGGUUUAUUUAAUUGAAAUAAACCUCACAUAACCUUACCUAAUUCAAAUAAAAUGUUGUUCCCUAAAAAUUAAUGUCAAUCAUUGCAUCAGCUAUCAUUCAUUUGCUUUUUUGUGUGCUCAAAAACGGAUAUAAAUAUAUAUUUUCUCUCCAAAGCGUAUGGUAACUAAAAAAUGUUAUAUCCUACACUAAAAUUUUCAUAAACUGUUCAAAUUAAAAAUUAUAUGUAGCUUGAAUUUACAAGACAUUUUAAGUGAACUAAAUUUUGUAAGAGUUCGCUCAGCGAAAAUUGAACUCUCUUGCUUUUGGCUGCGUACUAUAGUGCACGUAAAUUAAUCUCUAUUAAGACUAAUUAAAGAACAAUGAUAAAAAAAGAUUUUUUGUAACUAACUACCAAAAACUAUCUCAAAGGAGUAAAAAAUCUAUUCUUGACCUAUACUCACCCACAAAAACCAAAAAAAGUUAUAAUUAUAAUAGUAACUGGCAAUGUUAUGCAAAUUUAGGAAAAUUCAUUAAAUAAAAAAGAAAUGAAAAUGUAUGUGUUUAAAUGUGUACGCUUUAAGACUAAAAUCGCAUAAUGUUCUCGCGCAUUUGCUGUGACCGAAACAAAAUGGAUAACCACCUUCUUCACUGUUUACAUACCUCUCCUCUUUUCCCACUCUCUCUUUCUCUUGCACACCGCCCUCUUAAAUACGACAGUUUUGCUUAUGAAACUGCUUUUCUUUUCUUUAUAGCAAAAUCUAUCGCAAUUUAUAUACAUAUAUGAAAAAUUGUUUAUGCUCUUUAACUAGUCACUAUUCUUGUAGGCAAAUUAGUUACUAAUUUAUAGUUUAGAAAUUGUAUUUAUAAUUAUUUUUGUACAUAAUGUUUAGCAUAGUUUAUAAAUAGUGAAAUAUUAGCUGUGUUAAUUUGCCGAUUAGUUUAAAAAUAGAAUAUGAAAUAAUUGAAAUUAUUAAAAAUUAAAUGUAUAUUUAUGCAAUUUUUUUCUUUGAAAGAAAAAAUGUAAUAAACACAAGAAUCAAUUUAGAUUAAAUGCUGAUUUGAUAACAGGGCAGGGCAAUUUAUUUCGCAAAAAUUUUAAAUCAAUGGUCGACUUUGCAAAGUUACUAAAAUUCAUGAAGUGGUUGAAAGCCUUGCGCAAAAUAUUAUUCGGCACCGUUUUGAGUGUAUUAAGCAGCUAAACUUGA
Anastrepha ludens (Mexican fruit fly) is the source of this 6257-nucleotide messenger RNA. RefSeq lists its product as uncharacterized. Gene Ontology annotation, cellular component: nucleus. Lineage: Eukaryota; Metazoa; Arthropoda; Insecta; Diptera; Tephritidae. Bases 1844 to 3586 code for a protein of 580 amino acids. The transcript is spliced from 7 exons. The record is from RefSeq and is a predicted model, not a curated record.